AUUUUGCGCUCAAAGAUUGCCUGCGAUGACAUACAUUUCUUUGGCUAAUCUUUUGUUUGUAUUCAUUACUAAUUAUGAUUGAACCGACCAGCUGGAAUUUUGGUCUUAAUUAGCUAUGGUCCUGCUGCUCACUUUCUUGCUGAGCUGAGUAUAUCGAUAUAUCGACAUUCAUAGUCGAUGUCAACAUUCGAUAGUCUCCUUAUGUUUAUUUUUUAAGGUACUUGCUUUACCUUUGAAAUUAACAUUUUCCUCACUCUUCUUGUCUUGGUCGCAACAUAAUACGACUUUUUGACCUUUGACAACCGUUAUUGCCGCCUUCACAAUGGGCAGCAGCAGUGCCAGUGAACUGUCUGAAUUGAGACGUGAUGUGAUGCUUCUUGAGGUUGAAAAGCUAUUGUAUGAAACUGAGAAGUUGAAGGAAGAACGAGACAACAUGAGGCAGGAAAAAGAAAUGCUGGAGCUGGAGCAUCAAGUUCUACUGCGUGAGAGGGAGAGACUGGAGAAAGAAAUAGCCAAGCAGAAUCUCAGCGGAGGUGGAUCUGCAACUCGUCCUUCUACAUCCGACCGAGGCCCAUAAAUUAUUCAGUUCCGACAUGUUUCAUUAUUUUGUCUGUGAUUUUUAACAUUUAGUUAUAAUGCCUGUAUUAGAUUUCGACAGGAUUAUUCCAAUUUUCUGCUCAAAACUUGAAGCUUUUUCUCCCUAUACCCUUUAUGACUGAUUCUUGGAGACUCAAUUUGCUUCAAAACCUCAGCGCUUCACAUCACUACAUAACAAACUUGAACAUUUGCUUUAUGGAAACAUUCCUUUAUUCAGUAUGUUUCCUGUUAUGUGGUGAUGUGAUGUGAUUCAAGGUAGAGGCAUUCAUUAUUUCAAAGUUGCUUUUGAUCCUUGUGGGCCUUGGUUUCUUAUUGCUUACAGAUUAAUCAAAUAAGAAUCAUUCUGAGAAGUUUCUUUUUCUGAGCAGUAAUGUGGUGUCAUUGUAAUUUCUCAAACAAUUUCAUUUUAAAUUAAUAAUUUGUUCUCUCUUUGCUGAGAGAUGUGUUAUUGUUUAUGACUGGGUAAUGAUGUGCUACCUUUCCCUUUUGUGUUCCUUCAAUGGUAAACUGGUUACAGUGAAUAACGUGAAAUAUUAAUUUUGAACGUGGGUCACAAAUUUAUAAUUUUUGUGGACACCUAUAGUACUAACAUUCUUAGAUGUUCAGAGGAAGGCUAUUCAGUUAUCUGAUUGAAAGUCCUGCAUUGUCCAUCUUUAUUUUAACAUCAAUGUCAUCACACUAAAAUGUUUCCUUUAUUGUUGUAUCUUGUAUAUGAGUUGGAUGAUAAAAACCUCGUGUGGAUC
Messenger RNA from Thrips palmi, 1340 nucleotides. RefSeq lists its product as uncharacterized. Lineage: Eukaryota; Metazoa; Arthropoda; Insecta; Thysanoptera; Thripidae. The transcript is spliced from 3 exons. The record is from RefSeq and is a predicted model, not a curated record. The coding region runs from base 323 to 577 and encodes 84 amino acids.